Molecule: messenger RNA, 1272 nt
Organism: Aspergillus bombycis
Lineage: Eukaryota; Fungi; Ascomycota; Eurotiomycetes; Eurotiales; Aspergillaceae
Product: MCT family MFS transporter
Exons: 2
Coding region: 1-1272 (423 amino acids)
Biological process (GO): transmembrane transport
Cellular component (GO): fungal-type vacuole membrane
Molecular function (GO): transmembrane transporter activity
Source: RefSeq, a predicted model, not a curated record
AUGUCGGACAAUCCAAGCGACCAGCAGGAUGCCAAGUUGACAUCGAGCAUGCCCCCCACUGUUUGGAAGCCUGAAUUCCCAGAUGGGGGUUCACGAGCCUGGUCAGUCGCUGCAGGAGCUGCAGGACUGAUGUUCUGCGCCUUUGGAUAUGUGAAUAGCUUUGGCGUAUACCAGGAAUAUUAUUUGUUAAAUCAACUCUCGACGCGGCCGCCCGACGAUAUCUCAUGGAUAGGGUCACUACAGGUGUUUUUCCUAUUCUCAGGCACCUUAAUUGGUGGGCCGUUAUUUGAUCGCUAUGGAUCUGUGGUACUUUGGCCAAGUGCCCUUCUCUUUGUGUUCUCUGUUAUGAUGACCAGUCUCUGCAAAGAGUAUUAUCAAUUUCUGCUAGCCCAGGGCAUCCUGGAGGGCAUCACGUCCGGCAUGAUCAUGGCGCCCGGUCUGGCAGCCGUGAGCCACUACUUCUUCCACAACCGUGGCGCCGCGCUGGGACUCGCAGUGGGAGGGUCGUCUCUGGGUGGGGUGAUUUUCCCCAUUGCGUUGACGAAAAUGCUGAAUCAGCCUAGCCUGGGAUUUGGCUGGAGCGUUCGCAUUUGUGCAUUCCUGAUGCUCGGUAUACUACUGCCCUCAUGUGUAGCUGUACGGCCCCGUCUACCACCACGCAAAAAAGCCAUUGUUCUCUGGUCAGCCUUCCGAAGCCCUCUGUUUCUCAGCACAGUCCUCUCCAACUUCUUCCUGGUCAUGGGACUCUUCAUUCCCAUGUUCUACCUCCCCACCUACGCUAAGCAUGCACACGGCAUGCCGCAACAACUCUCUCUCUAUCUUGUCGCCAUGUUAAAUGGUGGCUCAUUUUUUGGUCGUAUCAUCUUGGGUAUGGCUGCUGAUCGAGUCCUGGGUCGUCUCAAUGUACUUGGAAUCUCUAGCCUGGCCACUGGUAUUAUGUGCUUCUGCUGGCCACGGGCCCAAUCGGUUGGGGCGAUUAUCGUGUUUUCCACCAUCUACGGCUUCACGUCAGGUGCGGUCGUCUCCAUGCUGUCGGCUUGUUUUGCCCAGAUUCCGAAGGAUCCUGGCGACAUUGGAACAUACAUUGGGAUGGGCAUGUUCUGUGUAGCCUUUGGGGCUUUGAUCGGAACACCCAUCAGCGGCGUCCUUGUGUCUCGAUCUGGCGGUUUCGAGACAGCGUCGAUAUUUAGUGGGGUGAUGACUACAGUCGGUAGCUUCAUGGUCCUGUUUGUGAAGGUUCUGUCAGGCAAGGGGAUGUGGUCUAAGUAUUGA